AUGACUCAGACAAACCCUGUGCCCAUGGGCCCAUGGAAGGUAAGCAUACAACAUGCAUGCACAACAAUCUGAGUUGGACCACCUCUUUAUCUUUAUUCUUGCACAUGUGUUUUGCAGAUCAGUGUGUACGAUCAGGAGUUCUUCCAGGGCAAGCGUAUGGAGUUCACCGCCUGCUGCCAGAAUAUCAUGGAGUGUGGGAUGGAGAACAUUCGCUCCCUGAAGGUUGAGUGUGGCGCGUACGUAUCCCUGGGGCUUUUCCUCAGUUGCUUUUGUCCAUGUUUGACUGAGACACUUCAAUAUAGAACUUUUUUUAUAGAUUCUGAGAGAACUUUGUGCUGAUAUUAUGUAGCUUUGCAUAAGAAUUCAUCCUCUCUGAACUUCUUAAAAAAUAUCAUGGCACAACUACAAAUUUUUAUGAACUUUAUGGAAAAGCCAAUCAUAGAAUUAUAGUAAAAGUUCUUAAGUUACAGGAAAAUAUAACAAGACUUUUUGCAAAUGCCACGAUCCAGUGCAUCCGACAUCCAACUGAAUAACAAGAAGACGGAGAAUACUUCCAGCUUUUCUCACUGUCUUAUUUUUCUCUCUUCUUGCAGCUGGGUAGGUUACGAGCACUCCAGCUUCAUCGGCCAGCAGUUUGUCCUGGAGAAGGGAGACUACCCCUGCUUCGAAGCUUACAGUGGCAGCAACUCUUACCGCAUUGAGAGGAUGAUCUCGUUCAGGCCCAUUUGCUGUGCUGUAGGUUCACUAUGUAACACAAAUACUUCGUAUGUCCAUUCAGGCUGAGCUUCAUCCUGAGUCCUCUCUCUCUUUUUUGGCACAGAACCAUAAGGAGUCCCGUAUGACCAUCUUUGAGUCAGAGAACAUGUUGGGUCGUCAGUUUGAGCUGAGUGAUGACUACCCCUCUCUGCAGGCUAUGGGCUGGAUAAACAAAGAGGUUGGAUCUAUGCAUGUUCAGAGCGGAGCGUAAGUCCAUUGUGAUGGUUAAUAUUUGGAGGAAAUACAACACAACAACCUGCUCUGAGUUACCACCUGUAUAACAUAUGUGGAUAGUAAGUGUGUGUUGUUUAUUUCUGCAGCUUUGUGUGCUACCAGUUCCCCGGUUAUCGUGGCCAACAGUACAUUCUGGAGAGUGACUGCCAUGGUGGAGAGUACAAGUGUUACCGUGAGUUUGGCUCCCAUUCCCAGACUCCCCAGAUUCAGUCCAUCAGGAGGAUCCAGCACUAA
Molecule: messenger RNA, 1224 nt
Organism: Xyrichtys novacula (pearly razorfish)
Lineage: Eukaryota; Metazoa; Chordata; Actinopteri; Labriformes; Labridae
Source: the annotation of a GenBank genome assembly